Molecule: messenger RNA, 2166 nt
Organism: Lactuca virosa
Lineage: Eukaryota; Viridiplantae; Streptophyta; Magnoliopsida; Asterales; Asteraceae
Source: the annotation of a GenBank genome assembly
AUGAUCGUCUCCAAGCAGGCUCUGUACGCUAGCCACCACCAUCUUUCAACACAUAUCCGCGGCGGCGGUGGUUCAAGUUCCAUCAAGCUACGGCACCUUUCAUCCGGGCAAAACCCGCCGGAAAGUGGUCGUAAUUCUACCAGAUCGGUUUGCAAGAAUGCUAUGAAUGGGACUAUUAAUGGUGGGAUAAAUGCUGAGGAAGUGGUGUUGUAUGAAGAAGGAGGAAGAAUAAGAAAAGUUAAAUGUGAAGUAGAAGUAAUAUCGUGGAGGGAACGUCGUGUUAAAUCAGAGGUUCAGGUAGAUGCUGAUGUUGAUUCGGUGUGGAAUGCUCUUACGGAUUAUGAAAGGCUUGCUGAUUUCAUCCCCAAUCUAAUAUUUAGCGCAAGGAUUCCAUGUAUGCAUCCAGGAAGGAUAUGGUUGGAGCAGAGAGGGUUGCAGAGGGCACUGUAUUGGCAUAUUGAAGCUCGUGUAGUUUUAGAUCUCCAAGAAUUUCCUAACUCAGCAAAUGGUCAUGAACUCCACUUCUCUAUGGUUGAUGGAGAUUUCAAGAAAUUCGAAGGCAAAUGGUGUAUAAAACCUGGGAAAAGGUCUUCAAAUGCAAUCCUAUCUUAUGAAGUUAAUGUAAUCCCAAACUUCAAUCUUCCAGCAAUAUUCAUGGAGAGAAUUAUUCGAUCUGAUCUCCCUGUGAAUCUUCAAGCUUUAGCACGAAGAUCAGAGAGAAAUUUUGAAGGAAACGAGAAUAUAACUACAAAAUUUCAUUCGGGUUCUAGUUCUAGUUCUACCACCAUAGAUAUUGAUGGCACAAUUGACAAAAAUACCCCUACUGUAGAUGUGAAGGAAAAUGAUCCAAGUUCUAGUUUUAGUCCCUUGUCAAAACCUAAUGCUGAAGUAAACAAUAAUUGGGGAGUGUUUGGUAAAACUUGUGAUAUUAAUAGCCCUUGCAAAGUUGAUGAAAUUCAUCUUCGAAGAUUCGAUGGCCUUUUGGAAGAUGGAGGUGUUCAUCGGUGUGUUGUUGCAAGCAUAACUGUGAAAGCUCCUGUUCGUGAAGUGUGGAAUGUUUUGACUUCUUAUGAGACUCUUCCUGAGAUAGUUCCAAAUUUAGCUAUUAGCAAGAUUUUAGCACGAGAGAACAACAAAGUUCGGAUUCUUCAGGAAGGAUGCAAGGGGUUGCUUUACAUGGUGCUUCACGCACGUGUUGUCCUCGAUUUAUGUGAACAUUUGGAGCAAGAGAUAACAUUUGAGCAAGUUGAAGGUGAUUUUGAUUCUUUCAAAGGAAGGUGGUUAUUAGAGCAACUUGGGAAUCACCACACACUAUUGAAAUACAGUGUGGAGUCAAAGAUGCAUCAAGGAUCCCUGCUUUCAGAGGCCAUUAUGGAAGAGGUCAUAUAUGAAGAUCUUCCAUCAAACUUAUGUGCAAUACGCGAUUACAUUGAGAAAAAGCAAACAGAAAACUCGAUUAGAUCCAUUGUGAUGCAUACAAAUGAUCUUGUUUCAAAUGAGCAUCCAUCAAAACGAAAUGAUAAAAAUCCAUCUAGACAAAGAAACCGAGUUGUUGGGUUGCAUAAAGAUAUAGAAGUAUUAAAAUCCGAGCUUCUGAAAUUUAUUUCAGAACAUGGACAAGAAGGGUUUAUGCCAAUGAGAAGUCAACUUAGGAAACAUGGAAGGUUUGAUAUGGAAAAAGCUAUUUCUCGAAGGGGUGGAUUUAGAAAAUUUGCUUCGUUGAUGAAUCUUUCACUUGCUUACAAGGAUCCUAAACCAAAAGGGUAUUGGGAUCAACUUGAGAAUUUAAAAGAAGAGAUUAGUCGUUUCCAAAAGAGUUGGGGGAUGGAUCCAACAUUUAUGCCUAGUAGAAAAUCAUUUGAGCGUGGAGGUCGGUAUGACAUAGCACGUGCAUUGGAGAAAUGGGGAGGCCUACAUGAAGUAUCGCGUCUUCUCUCACUUAAAGUGAGGCAUCCUAACAGAAUGAGAAGCAUUGUGAAUGAUGGUGACAAGUCAUCAUCUAAACAUGAUGUUUCACAAGACACACAAAAAUGGCUUGAGAGACUUAAAGAUUUGGAUAUAAAUUGGGUAGAAUAAUAAUAAAUGUUUGAUAAAUUGGUAAAUAGUGUUGUCUCGACUUGUAUAUAUAUGUUUUUUUAUUUAAUCUGUACAAAUAACUUAAUGGGU